AUGGAUGACCAUACUGGCGCCAGCCUCCGGCAGUUGGUCAAUCUGAUCGACAAACUGCGGGACAUCGGCCUACAUAAGUAUAUCAACCUGCCACGGAUAUGUGUUGCCGGCACGCAGAGCAGCGGGAAGAGCAGUGUGCUCGAAAGCAUCGUGGGUAUCGACUUCCUGCCCAGGGGAGACGGGAUAGUGACGCGUCGUCCGGUGGAAUUCCGCCUCAGUAGGCUCACUGGAAAGGACGGGGAUGCCGACUUAAGACCGUAUAUUAUCUUUGAGGGCAACAGUGAGAAAUUCUACGAUUUCGAGCAAGCGAGGCAGCACAUACAAGAGUUGACUAACGAGAAAGCUGGCGUCAACAAGGGUAUCAUAGACGAUCCCAUUGUCCUCUCUGUUUUUUCCCCUGACUGCCCUGACCUCUCGCUUAUCGACCUCCCCGGAGUCACUCGUGUCCCGCUUAAAAACAGUGACCAGACCGACGACAUAGAAGCCCUAACCAAGGACAUGAUCAUGCGCUACGCCCGCGACCCACGCACUAUAAUUCUUGCGGUGGUCGCUGCCAACGUCGACAUGUCCACCAGCGACGCGCUGCAGCUUGCGAGGCGCGCAGACCCGCUUGGCGUUCGUACAUUGGGCGUAAUAACGAAAAUUGACCUUAUGGAUCGCGGAGCAGACGCCGUCGCCAUGUUACAAAAUGACGAAGUGCCUCUCCGGCUGGGCUACACAGGCGUCAAGAACCGCUCUCAAAAGGACAUCGCAGAGGGGGUUACGAUAAAGAAGGCGCUUGAACUGGAGAGGCAGUACUUCUCGGAGCACAGCGUAUAUAAGCAUAUCAAGCCCAGUCUAUGGGGGAUACCGUCGCUUGUCGAGAAGCUCACAAAGGUGCUGUACAGGCACAUCAGCACAGUGUUGCCAGACCUAAAGGCGGAAAUCUCGAACCGCAUCAAAAACACGACUGCGAGGUUGGAAGCGUUGGGCGCGUCUGCGCCGUCGGAUGCAGCUGAGCGUGUGCACCUGCUUUGGCAGAUGACCACCGACUUUUGCGAGGUCUUCGGCGGUAUAAUCAGGGGCAGAUACGUCAGCCGCCUGCAUGACUUUGUCGACAAGGAUGCAGUGACUGGCGUGCAAAUUAGGACAAUUUUUAACGAGUUGCUGGAGCCAUUCCUUUCGCAGAAGGUCUUCGACCAGCUGUCCGACUUUGAAAUUGAUCAGGCCAUUCAGAUGCACGAGGGAGACAGUCUGCCCGGGUUCCCCAGUCCAGACACGUUCGAGUACCUGAUAUUGCCUCAGCUGCAGAAGCUGGUUCCUCCAUCCAUCGAGUGCCUGGAGCGCGUGCAACAGACACUCGACUUGUUGGCCAUGAAGGUCUCUCAGCGCAUCUUUGCCAGGUUCCCGUUGCUGUGCGAAAAGGUGCUCGCCCUAUCGCAGAACAUCUUUACCGAAGAGACGGAGAAGUCUCGAGAUUUUUUGGAGAAAUACGUGGAGAGCGAAACUUUAUACAUUUUCACAAACGACGGUCAGUACAUGGUGGACAAGGCCGACGAAAAGCUGGAUGCUGGUAAAUCAACCAACUACGUCGCUGAAAAAGCGGCCCAGCUAACCCAGGCAACAGGCAAGGCACUGAGUGGUGUCUGGGACGCCGCUCAAGGCAAGAAGCGCAGAUACAGUUCGCAAUUCAUUCAGGAAAUACGGCGCCGCCUCAACGUAUAUUUCGCCAUAGUACUACGGAACAUGCGCGAUUCGGUGCCGAAGAUAAUCGGCCACUUCCUUGUGAGAAAGGUGCAGCAAAACAUGCAGUACAAAAUUUACACCGCCCUCACUCAGCAGAAGCAGGAGGAUCUCGAAGCCAUGUUCGGCGAGCCGCCGCAUAUCGCCCGGGACCGUGAGCUCAUGAGGGAACAGUUAGACGUGCUAAAUCGGGCAAUGUCACUCAUGCAGCGUGACUUUUCUGUGGCGCAAAGGGACCUCGACCUAUUUGAUGAGACCUUUGACAACGAUUUGAAGGCGUUCAGCAUCAAGGCUCAGCAACCUGGAAGUCCUGCUCCGGCUGCUGCCGACCUGCAGCGGCGUCCCGCAGCGCAACAGCCACCGGAGUCCGCCAUCACCACUGGCCAUCACAUGCCCAAGGCACAGUAUAUCACACAGCAGCCGCAGCGCGCGCGUGAUACAACACGGCGGGUGGUGGCCUCAAACCCGCUUUUCGACUGA
This is a messenger RNA of Babesia ovata, 2202 nucleotides long. Its product is annotated as dynamin. The record is from RefSeq and is a predicted model, not a curated record. Gene Ontology annotation, molecular function: microtubule binding; GTPase activity; GTP binding. The coding region runs from base 1 to 2202 and encodes 733 amino acids. The transcript has 2 exons. NCBI's taxonomy places the organism in Eukaryota, Apicomplexa, Aconoidasida, Piroplasmida, Babesiidae. Gene Ontology annotation, cellular component: cytoplasm; microtubule; membrane.